GUUCCCAGCGCGCGGAGGGUCUCCUGGCUGGGGAAGUUCCGAGCCGCGGAGCACGUGGGCCAAGGGGGUGGGAGAACGUUGGCGACGGAGUACGGUGCAAGUGUCAAAGAGGAAGGAGUGCAGGGCUGUGGGGUGACAGGGUGUGGUCUGCCGGGAACGAGCGGAGCGGGAGAUCGGCUCCGGGACCCGCUGCGGAGGCCGGGGCGCGGCGACAGCAAGGCGCAUCUGGAAACCGGGGCGAGGGCGAGACUUUCCGUCGGCGCCUAGUGCAGACCUGCGCGGCGCCGCCCUCGCUUCCUCCCGGCCCGCGGGGCCAGACACCUGCCGAGUCCGAGGCGCAAGUCCCGCGGAGCCUUCAGCCCCAAGAUCUCCAACUUGAGCAUAUGCCAGUGGUCAUGAGAACUCUGAGGCCAGUAAUAUAAGGAUUUUCACAUCUACUUGCAGUGGUUUUGAUCAGAUGAAAUAAUCUUCUCCAAGGUAGCUAAGUGGAAUUUCUGAGGGGCGGCUCUGGCUUCAUCUUGGCCCACAAUGAGGUUCUUUCUGCUUUGGGUCUGUACACUGUUCCUGGUGGUUUCAAGGCUAAGGGCCAUCAGCUUUCCUGAAGACGAUGAACCCCUUAACACUGUUGACUACCACUAUUCAAAGCAAUAUCCGGUUUUUAGAGGACGCCCUUCAGGCAACGAAUCGCAGCACAGGCUGGACUUUCAGCUGAUGUUGAAAAUUCGAGACACACUUUAUAUUGCUGGCAGGGAUCAAGUGUAUACAGUAAACUUAAAUGAAAUUCCCAAAGCAGAAGUCACACCAAGCAAGAAGCUGACAUGGAGGUCAAAACAACAAGACCGAGAAAACUGUGCUAUGAAAGGCAAGCACAAAGAUGAAUGCCACAACUUUAUCAAAGUAUUUGUUCCAAGAAAUGAUGAGAUGGUUUUUGUCUGUGGUACCAACGCAUUCAAUCCAAUGUGUAGAUACUACAAAUUGAAUACCUUAGAGUAUGAUGGGGAAGAAAUUAGUGGCCUGGCAAGAUGCCCAUUUGAUGCCAAACAAACCAAUGUUGCCCUCUUUGCUGAUGGGAAGCUGUAUUCUGCCACAGUGGCUGACUUCUUGGCCAGUGAUGCUGUCAUUUAUCGAAGCAUGGGGGAUGGAUCUGCCCUUCGCACAAUAAAAUAUGAUUCCAAAUGGAUCAAAGAGCCACACUUUCUUCAUGCCAUAGAAUAUGGAAACUAUGUCUAUUUCUUCUUCCGAGAAAUUGCUGUAGAACAUAAUAACUUAGGCAAGGCAGUAUAUUCCCGAGUGGCACGCAUAUGUAAAAACGACAUGGGUGGAUCCCAGCGGGUCCUGGAGAAACACUGGACUUCUUUUCUGAAGGCUCGGCUUAACUGUUCUGUCCCUGGAGAUUCUUUUUUCUACUUUGAUGUUCUGCAGUCUAUUACAGACAUAAUUCAAAUCAAUGGCAUCCCCAUGGUGAUUGGGGUGUUUACCACACAGCUCAACAGCAUCCCUGGUUCUGCAGUUUGUGCAUUUAGCAUGGAUGACAUUGAAAAAGUAUUUAAAGGACGGUUUAAAGAACAGAAAACUCCAGACUCUGUUUGGACAGCAGUUCCUGAAGACAAAGUACCAAGGCCAAGACCUGGCUGUUGUGCCAAACAUGGCCUUGCAGAAGCUUAUAAAACCUCCAUUGACUUCCCUGAUGAGACCCUGUCUUUCAUCAAAUCCCACCCUCUGAUGGAUGCUGCUGUUCCACCCAUUGCUGAUGAGCCCUGGUUCACAAAGACUCGGGUUCGGUACAGACUUACGGCCAUCGCAGUAGACCAUUCAGCAGGGCCCUACCAGAACUACACGGUCAUCUUCGUUGGCUCUGAAGCUGGUGUGGUACUUAAAGUUUUGGCAAAGACCAGCCCUUUCUCCUUGAAUGGCAGUGUGUUACUGGAAGAGAUUGAAGCUUACAACCAAGCAAAGUGCAAUGCGGAGAAUGAGGACGACAAAAGGGUUCUCUCCCUGCAGUUGGACAAAGAGCACCAUGCAUUGUAUGUGGCAUUCUCCAGCUGCGUCAUCCGCGUACCCCUCAGCCGCUGCGAGCGGCAUGGGUCGUGUAAAAAGUCUUGCAUUGCAUCACGUGACCCAUACUGCGGCUGGUUAAGCCAGGGAACUUGUGGAAGAGUGACCCUAGGGAUGCUACUGUUAACUGAAGACUUCUUUGCUUUCCAUAACCACAGCGCUGGAGGGUAUGAACAGGACACGGAAUACGGCGGCACAGCCCACCUAGGGGACUGCCAUGAAAUUUUGCCUACUUCAACUACACCAGAUUACAAAAUAUUUGGCGGUCCAACAUCUGACAUGGAGGUAUCUUCAUCUUCUGUUACCACAGUGGCAAGUAUCCCAGAAAUUACACCUAAAGUGAUUGAUACCUGGAUACCUAAUCUGACGAACUCCCGGACAUUUGUAGUUCAAGAUGACCCAAUCACUUCUGAUCUUACUGAUACUUUAUCAGAUAUCCCAAAGGGUGUGCGAUGGGAAGUCCAGUCUGGAGAGUCCAACCAGAUGGUCCACAUGAAUGUCCUCAUUACCUGUGUCUUUGCCGCUUUUGUUUUGGGUGCAUUCAUUGCAGGAGUGGCAGUAUACUGUUACCGUGACAUGUUUGUGCGGAAGAACAGGAAAAUCCACAAAGAUGCAGAAUCUGCCCAGUCGUGCACAGACUCCAGUGGAAGUUUUGCCAAGCUGAAUGGUCUCUUGGACAGCCCGGUCAAGGAAUAUCAACAGAAUAUUGAUUCUCCUAAGCUUUAUAGUAAUCUGCUGACCAGUCGCAAGGAGAUACCACCCAAUGGGGAUACAAAAUCAAUGGUGAUGGACCAUCGGGGCCAGCCUCCAGAACUGGCUGCUCUCCCCACACCAGAGUCCACGCCUGUACUCCACCAGAAGACCCUGCAGGCCAUGAAGAGCCACUCAGACAAGGGCCAUAGCCAUGGACCUUCAAGAAAGGAAGCCCCUCAGUUUUUCCCUUCUAGUCCUCCACCCCAUUCUCCAUUAAGUCAUGGGCAUAUCCCCAGUGCCAUUGUUCUUCCAAAUGCUACCCAUGACUAUAACACAUCUUUCUCCAACUCCAAUGCUCACAAAGCUGAAAAGAAGCUUCAAAAUAUUGACCACCCUCUUACAAAGUCAGCUAGUAAGAGGGAUCACCGGCGGUCUGUUGAUUCCAGAAAUACCCUUCAUGAUCUCCUGAAACAUCUAAGUGACCCAAAUAGUAAUCCCAAAGCCAUCAUAGGAGACAUCCAAAUGGCCCAUCAGACCCUUAUGCUGGAUCCUGUGGGACCUAUGUCUGAGGUCCCACCAAAAGUACCUAACCGAGAGGCAUCUCUGUACUCCCCUCCUUCAACACUUCCCAGAAAUAGUCCAACCAAGCGAGUGGAUGUUCCCACCACUCCUGGAGUCCCAAUGACUUCUCUGGAAAGACAACGUGGUUAUCACAAAAAUUCCUCCCAGAGGCACUCUAUAUCUGCUAUGCCUAAAAACUUAAAUUCACCAAAUGGUGUUUUGUUAUCCAGGCAGCCUAGUAUGAACCGUGGAGGAUAUAUGCCCACCCCCACAGGGGCAAAGGUGGACUAUAUUCAGGGGGCACCAGGAAGUGUCCACUUGCAACCCUCUCUCUCCAGACAGAGUAGCUACACCAGUAAUGGCACGCUUCCCAGGACGGGACUAAAGAGGACACCGUCCUUAAAACCUGAUGUGCCACCAAAGCCUUCCUUUGUUCCGCAGACCACAUCUGUCAGACCACUAAACAAAUACACUUACUAGGCCUCACACGUGCUGUUCCAGUGUGGCUUUAUCCUGUCUGUGUUGUUAGAAGGAUGUUGUAAGGUACCUUAAGACAAGAGACCUGCUUGGAUUUUUAAGAAAACCAAGUAGCCAAAGAAACUGUCUCCCUUUGGCAUCAUCAGAACUUGGCACAUGUAGCUACUGCAGCAAGGCUCUGUGAACUAGCCUGAAAACAAAGGAAGGUGCUGGUCAUUCCAUUUCUUUUGUUCCAAGCUGAAGUGAUGUGUAGCUCUAAAGGGCUGCCCCACCCAGUAUAAAGAGCUGAUGAUACAGUACUCAGAAGAAUCUGUGAACAAAUACUUGAAAAUGGGCUCAGUUUAGACUGCCAUGAUGUGCAGUCUUCCCAUUAAAUGUGAACAUUUUAAUAUGUAUGCAUUCACCUUGCCUCUUGCACAAAUGUCAAAAAUAAAAGGAUGGUAAUGUCUUACAAAAUGAAUUUACAGAUUACCAAGCAAUUUGCUAAAACUUCAAUCUUUGACCCAAAUUGUAGCAUUUUUUUAUGUUGCCAACAAAAUGUUGGAGGUGCAUGUGUUUGUGUGUGUGUGUGUAUGUGUGUGUGUAUGUGUGUGUGACAUAGAAUGAGAGAGAGAUAGGCAGAGAGAGAAAGAGAUGGAGAGAAACAGCUCUGUACCCACUUGGAUUUAAUUAGGUGCCCAUUGCAUCUUUUGUACUAUGGAGUUGUUUACAUUAAGCAUGACUGAAUAAGAACAUUAAGUUCUUCCCACAUCAGUCCAUUGGGUUCAGCUCUGAGGAAGGAAUACAAUUGAGGCUGCUUUGAUAGUCAGUAAAAACUUAACAUAGGUGGUAUCCAAUGCCAGGAUGUAAGAGUUCUAAGUAAUUUCGUGCUGCUAGUCAUUAACAUUUCAUUCCAGUCUUGCCAGUUUAAGAAGCUAGAGAAUUUAAGAGGUAUCCUUAAUCUAUCUACCAGUAUUCAGUAGUAAAAUUUACCUGUCCACUGUGAAUUGAAGCCUGAGGCACAGUACUUAACCUUGGACCUAAGGGUUAAUUUCGAUUGUGUGUGUGUGUGUUUUUUUUCCCCCUCAUAUAAUAAAGAAUUUCAUCCUUUACUUCUCCUACGUCCAAGGCAAAAAAAAAAAAAAAAAAAAAAAAGGAAAAGCAAAAUAGGACAAAAGACUAAAGAAAUUCCAAUUUGCUUAACAGGGAGGGUCUAUGAAAACCUCUAUGGUGUGAUCAUGUCGUUGUGUUGUGUUAUGUAAGAAUUAUCUCCUGAGUCAUGCAGGUAAUGACAGUAUACUCUAAAUACUAUGUGUGAGUUUACCUGAAUCUGUGCAUUUUGUGCCUUAUUCACGAGAAUGAUAUAAGUACUAAAAUAUGUGUCCAGUGUUUUCAAUAUCACGCAUCAUUUACUGAGUGCCAGUUGUAAAUGUUUCUCAGCCAGCACCUCAAAACCUUUAGAAAAAUCAUCAAAGCAGCCUAGAACAACUAAUUGUUUAACAAUCCACCAAAAAGAAUAGCAACAGUAUAUAUCCUUUGUCAUGAAAAGUAUUCCACUCCCUUUGCUGAGAAUGAGAUGGUGACAAUGUGAAGUCAAAUCAGGUUUCUAGGGGAAAGCAACACCUGCAGAAACCACAGAGUCAUUUCUAAGUCGUUUGGCAGAGACCACUGAUUGUGGAUGAGGUGCAACCUUCUUUUUCAGUUAAUAUGCUGCACACCACCCAAACGUUUAUUGAACCAAGGCUCCUGACCUAGUCAGAUAUGUAAGUUCAACUUACUCCUUGUGCUACUGCUGAUGGUAUUUGUUACUUGGGGGAGGAUGGGAAACAGAAGACAAGAUCUUCUUUAUAUAGAAUGUAGAAUACUGAUACAGUUGUUCUUUUCCUUUGAGACAUUGUUUUGUGGAAAACAGAAUUUCCUGUCAGCUCUUGAACUUCCAAGAAACAACUAUUCUCAAAAGCUUCAUUUUUGCAACUAAAAUAUGAAAAAUUAAUAAUAAAUUAAACCACCCAAUGACAAACUCUACUCAGUCCACCCACAACAAACAUUUCUGAAUUUACCUUACCAAUAUUAAUCCCAGUGUGGUAAUUGUGUGUGACCCCAGAUAACAUUCUGUAACAUUGUACUGCCUUUAUAGUUUGUAAUGUGAGUUCUAUCAGUAUUUAUGUUGGAAUUUCUAACAUGGGUUCUAGUCUGUAUUCUGUUAAUUUAAUUUUUAAAUGCUUUAUCCAUUUGUGCAAAGGUAAACACAGAUUGUAUCUUUUUUAAUGGUACGGCAUAAAAAAUAACCCUAAAGUGAAGUGGCUCUAUACUGUUUUAUAGAGUACUUUAACGUGUAUAGAUACCUUGUAAACUUGUAUUGUGUAUGUGUAAAUAAUAUGUACUUUGGGUUUUUAACACCGCAUGUAAAGUCAAAAUAAAAUAUCCAAAUGAUGGUA
This is a messenger RNA of Jaculus jaculus (lesser Egyptian jerboa), 6203 nucleotides long. RefSeq names its product semaphorin 6D (gene Sema6d). NCBI's taxonomy places the organism in Eukaryota, Metazoa, Chordata, Mammalia, Rodentia, Dipodidae. The coding region runs from base 529 to 3789 and encodes 1086 amino acids. The record is from RefSeq and is a predicted model, not a curated record. Gene Ontology annotation, molecular function: semaphorin receptor binding; chemorepellent activity. The transcript has 21 exons. Gene Ontology annotation, biological process: neural crest cell migration; positive regulation of cell migration; negative chemotaxis.